Molecule: messenger RNA, 2023 nt
Organism: Notechis scutatus (mainland tiger snake)
Lineage: Eukaryota; Metazoa; Chordata; Lepidosauria; Squamata; Elapidae
Gene: CBX5
Product: chromobox 5
Cellular component (GO): nucleus
Source: RefSeq, a predicted model, not a curated record
GGGGCGGAGGGGCUAGCGCGUGCGCACUAGAAAGCUGUUUUGGCGGGCGUUGCGCAGAAGCGGUGGCCGUGAGGGGGUACAAACCAGGGAGGGGGAAGUUGGUUUCGUACCGAGCUGUUACUUUCCCCAGGAAUUGGGUAGCCUUGGUGCAUUAGGUACAACUUCUGCGCUAUGGGAAAAAGAAACAAGAGGACAGCAGAUAGUUCGUCCUCUGAAGAAGAGGAGGAAUAUGUUGUGGAGAAGGUUCUAGACAGGCGUGUUGUGAAGGGUCAAGUGGAGUAUCUUCUCAAGUGGAAAGGAUUCUCUGAGGAGCAUAAUACCUGGGAACCUGAAAAGAACCUUGAUUGCCCUGAACUGAUUGCUGAGUUUAUGAAAAAAUACAAAAAAAUGAAGGAAGGUGAAAACAAGCCUCGGGAGAAAUCAGAGGGCACCAAGCGAAAGUCUAGCCUUGCCAACAACACUGAAGAGAUCAAAGCCAAAAAGAAGAGAGAGAGCACCGAUAUUGCCAGGGGCUUUGAAAGAGGAUUGGAGCCAGAAAAAAUCAUCGGAGCCACAGACUCCUGCGGAGAUUUAAUGUUCCUAAUGAAAUGGAAAGACACAGAUGAGGCUGAUCUGGUUCUAGCAAAAGAAGCCAAUGUGAAGUGCCCUCAAAUUGUGAUAGCAUUUUAUGAAGAGAGACUGACCUGGCAUGCAUACCCAGAAGAUGCUGAAAACAAAGAACGGGAAGCAGUGAAAAGCUAAAGUGGCUGGGGGUUCUCUGUCCAUCCAUAAUUGUACAUAUCCGCCCUCCCUUUCCCUCUGCCCAAAUGCAUCCAUGGAAAUGUGCUUAUUACUGUGCUCGACAGGAGAAAUGUUGAUAUUGGUUGGUUUAGUCAUAACAUAAAUGGUGUGAGUCACGUUUGGAUUCCCUCCAGGAGAUUGACAUGCAGUGUGGUGUUCUAUCACCUCAUCAUUACCGUAAUAACAAUAAUGGUUCUUGUUUUUAAAGCUCCCUCAGAGCCUCCAGGCCUUAACUUCCUGCCUGGCUGUUUAUUUCUGCAUCAUCAUGUUCUAUGUAGAGAAUUGUUAAGCAUCGUUGUUUCUGAUUGAAAAAUGGCAAGAGCUCCCUGAAUUCAGGACAGACUCAACUGAUCUAGCACAAGCUUUGGAGUCUUAGACCACCCAAAUAACAAGCAAGCUAGAUAUUGGGGAAGGGAGGGAGAGGGCUUUUUCUAGUUUCUUUCAAAAUUGCUAAUGUGUUGCUUGAAUUGCAUUCAAAGAUGCUAGAUAGCCAUUUUCACCCAUAUUUUCUAAUUUCAGGUCAGACCAGGUACCUUUUGGAGAACAAAUAGAAAUUAGUUGGCAAGGAUAGCAUCCCUCUUUUGAACCUGUCCUUUCUCGUCUUAUUCCUUUCAUUCCUUAUCUCCCGUAUUACUGGUGCUAUUUGCAUGACAUGUUUAGUUAGAUUAUAAGGGUAUCUAAUUAAUCAUGUACACUCCAAAAAAUUGAGUUAAUUGACCUAUAACCUAUCCUGGCAAUGUCUUCCCCCCCUCCCUCCCUUGUGCAGACUACUUACUAGAGAAUUAACAGCCUCUUUUUAACAACUGUGAUCAAAAUGUGCUCCUAGAGAAGCCCUAUAAAAAUACUCUUCCUGUGGGCAUUCCAUUUCUAUAGUCCUUUUGAUUUUUCAUUCACUGCACUCCAGGUGUCUAUCUGAAACGUGAGCGUACUGUUGGGAUGUGUAAUUCCAUGAAUCUGCACUGACACCAACUUUAAUUGCAUUGUAGCAACUCUAUUUUAAAUGUACUUCCUCGGGGAGUGGAGGGUACAGCACGAAGUAAGAAAGUGAUGCUUCCAGUGAGGACUAAAUAUAGUGUCACUGAAUGACCGUCUCUGUCAUUCGGGGUCAUGUGCCCUGAGUGCGCCUUUGUAAAUCAAUUGGCUUAAAGAGAACUGGGUCAUUCAUGUUGCACAAAUGGGGCCUUUGUGUUAUGUAGGUGAGUAGAUCAGCCAAACAUAGUGUCAUACUUGGAAUCUUUUUUCU